UGUUUUUGAAAUUAUGUCUUAACAUUUCCCAAUUUUAAUAUUUCAUUGCAAAGACCACAGAUCACAGGUUUAUUGUGUUUAAUUAUGUUUUCAACAGAGCACAUUAUAUAGACCAAUAAAAUCAAGAAUACCACAGGAUGACAUUGAAACAUAUAUAUUUACUUUCUAUACGAGUAUCAUAGGCAACAAUAUUGACACCUUUGAAGCAAUGGUACUGACUCCAAGUCAAUUUUGUAUAAAAGAACUUGGUUUCAAAACAAAGAAGUUAGAAAAUAAUAUUGUUGCAACAGGUGUAUAUACCGAGUAUAAUCAAUUCAAAAAUGCGAUUGAGUCAUAUGACUUAAGCUUUGACAAUAAAAUAGCUGAAAUCAGUAGAAAAUGGACAGAGGAAGCAAUGGGUUACUACCGUUUUCAUUUAAAACAGGCUUCAACACCAACCGCCCAUGUACUAUUUAAUUAUGAAAAUUGGUGCGUUGAAUAUAUCAGCUCAUACUUUGGACUUAGAAUUCACGGUUUUAUCAGUGACUGAGGAUUUAUCACUGGAAUUAAUAUAUCUAGCCUACCAAUGAAGACAUCAAGAUUAUUGAGGGUAGACCAAAAGUCAAUAAAAAGUAUAUUAAAUUUGUAUAAUGAACCUAAAAAUUUAACUUAGGUAAUUAUCUUGUAUGUUAAAAUUUUUAAUUUAAAAAUAAAUAAUAUUAAAAUACCUA
Molecule: messenger RNA, 710 nt
Organism: Aphis gossypii (cotton aphid)
Lineage: Eukaryota; Metazoa; Arthropoda; Insecta; Hemiptera; Aphididae
Exons: 10
Coding region: 209-529 (106 amino acids)
Source: RefSeq, a predicted model, not a curated record